AUGGAGAAUAAAGGCUCAGAAGGUUCUUCGUCUGACCUCAAAUUGGUUGCUCACCCAAGAGCAAAAAGUAAGGUAUGGAGGUACUUUGGGUUUGACACUGACGCUGAAGGGUGUAUAUUGCAGUGGAAGAAAAUAUACUGCCGGAUAUGCAUGGCCCAAAUUGCUUAUUCUGGAAACACGUCCAACCUUUCCUACCACCUGGAAAAGAACCACCCAGAUGAGUUCUGCGAAUUUGUGAAAAGCAACACGGAGCAGAUGAGGGAGGCUUUUGCAACAGCUUUUUCUAAAUUGAAGCCGGAAGCAUCACAGCAUUUUGUACAGGACACAUUAAACAUGAAGCCAAACUAUGCUUAUGAGAACAGAAAACACCAGGAUCUGACUGCUGCCGUAGUUAGCUUCAUCUGCGAGGGGAUGUAUCCGGCGUCGGUUGUAGAUGAACCGACUUUUAGGGCCCUUCUAAAAACUGCUGACCCAAGGUACGAGCUUCCGAGCAGGAAUUAUUUGUCGACCAAAGCAAUUCCUGAAAAAUACUAUUUAGUUAAAGAAGCUGUAUUUAAGGAACUUGCUGACGUGGUAUGGUGUGGUACUUCUGCAGACCUGUGGAAAAGUCAGAACCAAAACAGGACUUACGUGUCUCUAGCUGCUCACUUUAUAAAUAACUGCAGUGUGAAUAACGCCACGUUAACCACCAGGUGCUUGAAAACCUUUGAAGUACCAGAAGACAAUACUGCAGAAAACAUCACACGUGCACUUUACGAGGCCUUUGUUGAGUGGGGCAUCAAUGACAAAGUCUUUGGUGCCACUACAAAUUGCUCUGCAGACAUUGUGAAAGCUUGCUCCCUUCUAGACCUUCCUGUUCACAUGCCUUGCUUUGGGCAUACCGUCAACCAUGGAAUAAAUCAAGCAUUUCAGCUUCCUAAGCUCAUUGUCUUUUUAGGCCGUUGUAGGAAGCUGGUUGAAUACUUUCAACAGUCCACAGUAGCCAUGUACAUGCUGAGAGAAAAGCAAAAGCAGCAAGGAAUACUUCAGUGCAUGCCGAUAAGUGACAGAGUAACUUGGUGGGUGAGCACCCUUGCUAUGCUCCAACGUCUAAAGGAGCAGCAGUUUGUUAUUUCAUCUGUCCUUGUCGAAGACAGCAACAAUCAUCACCUGAUGCUUGAAGCAAUGGAGUGGAACACUGUUGAGGGUCUCGUAGACUUAUUGCAGCCCUUCAAACAAGCAGCGGAGAUGAUUACUGCCUGCAAAUACCCAGCAAUCAGCAUGGUAAAACCUCUCUUGCAUAUGCUUUUAAACACAACACUAAAAGCCAAAGAUAGUGAUCUCAAAGAAAUCAGCACGGCAAAGGAGGCAAUAGCCAAAGAGCUAUCCUCCACGUACCAGCAGACACCUGAGGUUGACAUGUUCCUGAACGUGGCAACAUUUAUAGACCCCCGUUACAAAAAACUCCCCUUCCUUUCCGCCUUUGAGCGAGCCCAGGUUGAGACUAGAGUCAUUGACGAAGCUAAGGCUUUGUUAGAAAAAUGGAAGAGUUCAAGGCCAGAUGACCCACCGUUCUCUGAUGAACCCCCUUUUAAAAGACAAGCAACUUCCACCCCACCACCUUCAAGCAGUGCCAGCAACAUACUGUCUGUAAUUUUCAGCCAAACAAGUGCAGAUGAAAACCAAGAGGAACUGCACGCUCAGGUGAUGGAGGAGUUGAGUAACUUUAAAUCCCAAAAAGUCCUUGGACUCAAUGAGGAUCCCCUCAGGUGGUGGUCUGACCGGUUGGCCUUAUUCCCGAUCCUGCCAAAGUUACUGCAGAAGUACUGGUGUGUUCCAGCAACAAGUGUCUAUCCUGAACGUCUGUUUAGUUCUUCAGGGAACGUGCUGAGGGGAAAAAGAAAUCGCCUUGCCCCAGCUCAUGUGGACCAGCAGGUCUUUCUGUAUGAAAACACACGUACUGGCUACGAAGCGGAGCCCGUGGAUGAGGAUGAGGGAGAGUGGGGCUUAGAACAUGAUCAGGCAUUAAGUGUAGGUGAUACACUUGCCAUGCAGACUAACGUGGUUAACACAAAAGACACUGGCUUCUAUUGAACUGUCGACUUUAAUGCUGUUUAGUCAUUGGAAGUCAGUUGGAACUUUUCAGUUCAUAUAUAUACAUUUUUUUUAAACCAUGAAUCAAAUACUGCUUUUGUAGUAUACUAAAUACUAAAAUGUUAAUGCUAUAUCGACUAAAAAAGAAAAUAUGUCACUGUAUCAGAUUCUGUAAAUAACAUUUGGACCUUGCAUUGUUUGAGUGGGAAUUGAAUACAGUAGCUUGCCCUAUAUGAAAGCAUAUACUGCACAAUAAAGGCAUAGCCUUGAAUAAGUCAGAUAUAGCUGUGACAGAACAGGGUUUUGGAUGUUCUUCUCCAACUUGAUUGGACAUCCGUAAGCUCUCGCUGGACUAUUCACAUGCCAGAUAUGAGUCUCAAAAGCAUUCUCCCUGACAGUUCCACAGUGGAAUUUUGAGAGAGAACUCAUUACGUCAAAUGCAGAAGUACCUACCUUGUUGUGGACAUGAAAACACAACUGGCGGGUGUAAGGAAACUAAUAUAAUGUCUAUAAAUUAGUGCGCACAAUAACAAUUGAUGUGUUAGUGAGUUUCCUUUAUUAAUUCCUAUAAUCAAGUAACACUUACAGCAUAAUCAUUGUCAUUAGGCACAACAAUAAGGCCACUAGUUAUUAGCAGAAGUCAUCAUUGAUCGGUUGCCAAUUUCUGGGAGGGCAUCAGUCAAGAUGCUGGUGUGUGUUCAAAGAGGAUCUUGAAUGCUUCUCAAAUCCACUCUUAUAUAUCUUGUACAAUUGUGUGUGUGUGAAGCUAAACCUUGUUUUUGCUAGCUAGUUUCUUUGUGUCAGCAGUGUUCCAACCAAGAACAGUCAAGUUCCCUUAGCCCAUUCAGUUCCUUGUUCUCCCUUGUUCCUGGAAUGAUGUUUUAAUUGUUAUCCUGCAAUAGAAAAGCAUUAUGGAUACAUUUUUUUAACCAAUGUUUUUAUAUGGUUGAUCCUUCUGUGUUUUUAGAAAUAAAAUGUGAUUUUAAAAUUAAGACCUACUAUUUACAUCAAACUUAUAGCACUACUAUAGCCACAUUAUUGAAAUUAAAGACUACCAUUAUAUGGCAGUAAACCUUGCUAUAUCUUCAAAAGUGAUGCUUUCUAGCACGUGUUGUAUUCCUGUAUACUAUUUGCAGUACUUAUCAAAACCUAACUUGUAUAUAGAUUGCCCAGAGAAAAGGUGGAGAACAGCUCAAGGCAUAUGACAUGUUGAAUAGCUUCCAGGUGUGUGUAAUGGCUAGUCCCCCACAGCCCAGCACAGCACAGUCUAGUACGGUGGAUAACAAAUGCUAUUGUAAGUCUAAAGCUUUCAAUACUUCUGUAAAAUAUGUUUAAUAAAAUGUUCGUGUUGGAAUACUUUCUAUUGAUGGUUAAACCAUCAUUUCUGAUUUAAUUUCUGAGCAAAAUAUUUUUAUUUUGCUCAGAAAUUAAAAUGCAUUUUAUUUACUUUGCAGUAUAUUGAUGUAUAUUUCAAAAAGUACAUUGGCUUCCAAUCUGCAAUAUGCAGUGUGCUAAUGGCUAUACACACACUUUUUAUCCUAGUUGUUUUUUUUGUUUUUUUUUAUAAAAGAAAAUCACCUGAUGGCUUUUAAGUCUGGGGUUGAGAAGUAGGACUGGACUUUCCAUUCUUUUUAAGGGAGCAUGUGAAAAAGUCACCAGACAAUACCAAGAACAAUAAUAAAAACAUCUCUUUAAAAAG
Messenger RNA from Acipenser ruthenus (sterlet), 3772 nucleotides. RefSeq names its product E3 SUMO-protein ligase ZBED1-like. The transcript has a single exon. Gene Ontology annotation, biological process: regulation of transcription by RNA polymerase II. Gene Ontology annotation, molecular function: DNA binding; protein dimerization activity. NCBI's taxonomy places the organism in Eukaryota, Metazoa, Chordata, Actinopteri, Acipenseriformes, Acipenseridae. Gene Ontology annotation, cellular component: nucleus. The record is from RefSeq and is a predicted model, not a curated record. The coding region runs from base 1 to 2073 and encodes 690 amino acids.